AUGUUUGUGCGUAGAGCGAGGACGGGAGUAUUUGUCCGUGUCCUCCAACGGGUCCGUACCAAGAGGCUGGUCUCUUGGAUGGCGGUAGGACGAGCAGCUCGUGGCUCUCUCUUUCUCUCUGUGUGUGUGUGUCUUUCUCUAGUCUGUUGGACCCGAGAAAUCGGAUGGGAUGAAGAAGGGACAGGGCCAACGUGCAAGGCAGUCGGCCGUUGGAUCUAUGUCGGGGCCGCGUUUAUUUGGCUGCUAAAGUGCAGGAUGUCGGGAUCUCGGUGUUCCAGUUUCCCUGACGAUUCAGAUUUAUGA
Molecule: messenger RNA, 303 nt
Organism: Colletotrichum lupini
Lineage: Eukaryota; Fungi; Ascomycota; Sordariomycetes; Glomerellales; Glomerellaceae
Exons: 1
Coding region: 1-303 (100 amino acids)
Source: RefSeq, a predicted model, not a curated record